Messenger RNA from Halichondria panicea, 791 nucleotides. RefSeq lists its product as uncharacterized. The record is from RefSeq and is a predicted model, not a curated record. Lineage: Eukaryota; Metazoa; Porifera; Demospongiae; Suberitida; Halichondriidae. The transcript is spliced from 4 exons. The coding region runs from base 301 to 603 and encodes 100 amino acids.
GCUAGCCCCUCCCAUUUUAACCAACUGCUAUCCAUUGAUUCUGCCACUGUGAUCUGUUUGCUGCAUGCUAGCAAGCAGAAGCUAGCUAUGACUGACACCCCUGCUAAUCUGGUGGACUGGUACCAGUCUGUAGUCAAGGAGAAUGAAGCAACCUUCAUUGUCUUUUACAGGGGAAUCUGGUGACCUUGGUGCAAGGAGCACCUUGUCUGGUUCAACGAACUGGUCGAGGAGCUUCUUGCAAAGAAGGUGGGGGUGUACGGGGUGUGUGCUCAACCUCCCAGCGAGGUGGACCAGAUAGUGAUGGAGAACAACAUUAAAUUCAAGUGCUGGUCUGAUGUGGAUCUGACUCUGUCUAACUACCUGAAGGAGCAGGGUGUGAUUGAGGUAUGCAUCACUGGCGGCCCGGGGACUGAGAAGGAGGAUCUUUAUUUCAAGAUACGAGAGUACCCCCAUGGCAUGAAUCAGCCUGCCAUCCUACUGGUUAAACCAGAUGGGAGUGUGGUGUACUCAUGGGCCAGUCGACCCGUCAAGGAGAACAAAGGCGGAGCUACUGGCAGACCAGAACCAAAAGACGUCUGGGCCCAAGUCAAGGACAAGAUUUAGCAGAACUGACAAUAAGGCAUUAUGCUGUACAUGUAUGUAUAAUAGUAGCUGUUGUGUCUGUGUAGCUCAUGAAGAGAGUGUGACCUAACCAGUCUCGCUGGAGUGCACUUUCUGAGGUUUAAUAUAUCAUAUCAACAGUUUUAAAUAAAUAACUUAUCGAUGACUAAUACAUGUAUGUCACAAAAUCA